AUCUGUAGUUUACAAACAGAGUUUCCGGCUUCCAGAAAGUCAAGCACUUCACAAGUUAACAAGGAGCUUUGUUUUCACAACCCCCAGAAGACAAAUAUCUAUUGUUGGUAAUUCCGUUACUUCACUGCAUGAACAGAUUGUGUGGAUCCCAUUCAUACAAGUGACACCAACAAAGAGUGACAAUCUUGAUGAUGGACUCUAGAUAGUUUGGCAAGCCAUGAUCAUCCAGAAUUAAAUGAGGUGGAUGAUCUGCUAGAAGUCUCAUUUAAUAUAGAGAAACUCAUUUAACUGUAGAGAUUUGAGCCUUUCAGAGAAAAAAGUUUCCUACAUAAAUACUCUCUACCUGUUCUUGUAUUUACUUCAAACAAACUUCAGUGACUCGCAUCUUGCUUUUUGCUGUUGCACCCUUCUCCCCAUCAUUUUAGGGUGUUCCUAGUGCUCCACCCAUGCGACAUAAGGAGCGGAUCUCUAUCUCAUGCUCUACCCAAUCUCUGCAGUAACAGGGAGGUGAGGACUGAUGAAAAUUAAGCUAGUUCUAGUGAGAAAGAUUCCAUGCAGGGCAAAUUAGAUUGAGUAAAUGUGACUGAAGUCCCAAAGAUGCAGCUUUUUCUAUUUCCAUUUUGCAGGCAAUAGAUUUAUUUCAAGGGGAGCGAGGGAAGGUAAAUAGAUCUUUAAUUGCUGACUUUCUUUCAUCCUCUAAUCUCAACUCAUUUUCAAAUACCUAAAUAUAACUACAAUCCUGUUUACUAAGGGGAAAAAGGAUUAUUAUUUUUUAAUAUGAUAGCCAAAUGAAAGUUAAUGCCAUUGCAAUUGUUUUCUUUUAUCAGUUUCCUCCCCCGGCUAAAAAAAAAUGAAACCAAGGACAAAUGCAGAUGUAACAGACUUGCAAGUAACCUAAAUACACACAGACAAGGAAUUCCUCUUACACUGUAUCUCCAACUGUUUAAAAAUUUUAACAGUUGUUUUCUCUACCGUUAACUUGUUUCCUUUUACAACACUCCUUUUGUACCAGAAAUCACCCAAGCAAUUUUUCUCUGACUUGGCACAAUUUCUGAUGCCUCUUCAGCAGCAAAGGCCCACAUGAAUCUAUGCAGCAGAACAGAUCAGGCCUUCUCAGUUCACUGUUCUGUCAAUAGUGGCUUGCAUGAGAAGUUUCAGGAACAGCAUCUGUGACCCCUCACUAUGAAUGCCACAGACCCAGGAGCUGAGAUGGAAGACAUGGAUUUUGAGGAUAAGAAGGCCAAGAAGUACUGCAUCAAGACAAAGCAUGUGGCUAUCAUCUGUGGCGUUGUUGCUGUUGUAGGUCUUGCUGUGGGCCUUGGCGUGGGAUUGAGCAAAUCUCAGCAAUCUCCAGAGUACACAGACCAGCCGGAUCAGCCAGCAACUUCUCCACCCACAGUGGAUGCAGGUCCCUGUCCUCCUAAAAGCGAUGCGUCUGGAGACUGGAGAAAUUUCAGGCUACCCACCUAUGUGAAGCCUAUACACUAUGACCUGGAAGUGAAGCCUGAGAUGGAGACAGACAUUUACACUGGGACAGUCAGUAUUUCUAUUGCUUUGGAACAAUCUACAAGCCACCUGUGGCUCCACUUGCGGGAGACCAAGAUUACAGAAAUGCCUACACUCAGAAAAUCCUCAGGACAGCAGAUCGCUCUGAGUGACUGUUUUGAGUAUGAGGCACAAGAGUACAUAGUGAUGAAGGCAGAAGUGGAACUCACUGUCGCUGAUGAAAGUAAUCCCUAUAUACUCACCCUGAAGUUUCAAGGCUGGCUGAAUGGUUCCCUGGUUGGCUUUUAUAGGACCACCUACACCGAGAAUGGAGAGACUAAGAGCAUUGCAGCUACUGAUCAUGAGCCAACAGAUGCACGGAAAUCAUUUCCUUGCUUUGACGAGCCCAACAAAAAGGCAACUUACAAUAUAUCUAUCAUCCAUCAAGACGCGUAUGAAGCACUUUCAAACAUGCCAGUACAGGAAACUGUAUCACUGGGUAAUGGCUGGAAGCGGACAACUUUUCAGAAGUCAGUUCCCAUGAGCACUUACUUGGUAUGCUUUGCAGUGCACCAGUUUGAGUGGGUAGAGAGAAGAUCUUUUAGUGGAAUACCCCUGAGAGUUUAUGCCCAGCCACAGCAAUUACACACGGCAGAAUAUGCAGCAGAUGUAACAAAAAUUGUGUUUGACUUCUUUGAAGAGUACUUUAAUUUGAGCUACUCUCUUCCAAAACUAGACAAAAUAGCUAUUCCAGAUUUUGGAACAGGUGCUAUGGAGAACUGGGGGCUGAUCACAUACAGAGAAACAAACCUACUUUAUGACCCCAAUGAGUCUGCCAGUUCCAACAAACAGAGAGUGGCAGCUGUAGUAACCCACGAGCUCGUUCAUCAGUGGUUUGGAAAUAUUGUGACCAUGGACUGGUGGGAUGACUUGUGGUUGAAUGAAGGAUUCGCCAGUUACUUUGAGUUCCUGGGAGUAAAUGUUGCAGAACCCGAUUGGCAAAUGCUUGAACAGGUUCUAAUUGAUGAUGUGCUUCCUGUAAUGAAGGAUGACUCUUUGCUUUCUUCCCACCCAAUUGUGGUUGAUGUGUCAUCUCCAGCUGAAAUCACCUCCGUGUUUGAUGGGAUAUCCUACAGUAAGGGUGCAUCGAUUCUCAGGAUGCUUCAAGACUGGAUUACACCAGAAGUCUUCCAGAAAGGGUGUCAGGCAUAUUUGAAGAACCACCAUUUCCAGAAUGCCAAGACACAACAUUUUUGGGAAGCUCUGGAAAUGGCAAGUAAUAAACCUGUGAGUGAAGUCAUGGACACAUGGACAAGGCAGAUGGGAUACCCUGUUUUGGAGAUGGGAAAUAAUUCAGUACUAAGACAGAAACGUUUUCUCUUGGAUCCCAGUGCAGAUGCUUCUUCUCCUCCUUCUGAUCUUGGUUACAAAUGGAAUAUACCAGUGAAAUGGAGACUGGGGAAUUCAACAAAUUACAUGGUCUACAACACCUCCGAUUCUGCAGGAAUUACAAUAACAUCAUCUGCUAAUUCCUUUGUGAAUAUUAAUCCAGACCACAUUGGAUUCUAUCGUGUGAAUUAUGAUAGUCAAAAUUGGGCCACACUAAGCACUCUUCUGACCAGCAACCACAAAACUCUUUCAGCUGCUGACCGUGCAGGGAUUUUGGAUGAUGCCUUUUCCUUAGCAAGAGCUGGACUUGUGGAUUACUCUGUUCCUCUGAAUCUCACAGAAUACCUAAUAAAUGAAACAGAUUAUUUACCUUGGCACAGAGUUAUAUCAGCUGUGACUUACAUCGCAGACAUGCUUGAAGACGAUACAAAUCUCUAUCUCCGGUUUCAGGAAUAUUUUCGCUAUCUGGUAAAACCCAUUGUGAAUAAACUGAGCUGGACUGAUUCUGGAAGCCAUUUGGACAGGCUUCUUCGUGCAUCUGUUCUAGACUUUGCGUGCAGUAUGAAUGAUGCAGAAUCUCUUAACAAUGCUUCUCAACAGUUUGAGCAAUGGCUACAAGGACAAACCAUUGCUGUAAAUCUCCGACUCCUGGUAUACCGCUAUGGGAUGCAGAAUUCAGGCAAUGAGUCAUCAUGGAAUUACAUGUUCAAGACAUAUCAGGAAACUUCGUUAGCACAAGAAAAAGAAAAACUCCUGUAUGGCCUGGCAUCAGUGACUAACAUCACCCUUUUGGACAGGUAUCUAAACUACAUUUACAACUCCAGCCUCAUCAAAAGCCAAGAUGUGUUCACAGUCGUGAGGUACAUUUCCUACAACACCUAUGGAAAAACAAUGGCCUGGGACUGGAUUCGGCUUAACUGGGAAUACUUAGUUGACAGAUUCACUAUCAAUGAUAGAAACCUCGGUCGCUUAGUAACUAUCAGCCAAAACUUCAACACUGACCUCCAACUUUGGCAGAUGCUAAAUUUCUUUGAGAAAUAUCCUAAUGCUGGGGCAGGACAAUUGCCCAGGAGUCAGUCAAUCGAGCAAGUGAAGAACAAUAUUCAGUGGCUGAAAGAAAACAAGGAGGAGAUACGAAUGUGGCUAGAGGCAUGGCCAGGCCCUUAAAGUCUUUGUUAAAAACAUCAGGCAUUCAUUCUGUGCAUGCAGAUCCUCAGAUAUUUAGCAAUGUGGACUUCUCAACUAGGUAACUUAGAGGACCAAGGUCUAAUACUUCUUCUACAGACACUCAGGAGACCACUGCCAGAGCAAAGUUUGUGUAGCUGCUGAUCCUGGAUCUUGCCGGUGCCUGUGCGCAUGAAUAGCUUUAUAUUUUGAGAUAUUAAUUUGCCUGAACAAAUAGCACAAAUAUUUCAAGUUACUCGAGGCAGAAGUGAUGGCAGAAUUGGGGGUCCUUGCUGAUCAAGCUCAUCUCAGAUCUUCCAGAACCACUCUGAAAAUCUACUUCUUGGUUCAUACAGAAGUAUACCUACUAAACUCAGGGAUUCCUUUCCAAGUGCAUCUUGUGGGACCAUUGCUCUGAAGGAAAGGGAAUUAAACAGCAAUAUUAACUUUGUCUGAAAAUCAUCCCCUAUAUUUAUAUCCAUAAAAAUUUUACAUUUGGAAUUUAGCUUUGCGUUCUUAUACUACAGAAAGGCCAGUUAAACUUCCUUCUCCACUGAUUUUGGAAGUUUAACUACAGGUACACAAGUGAUCAAUGUUAUCAGCUUCCUUUUCAAUGUUAUUAGUUGAGAUUCUGUUGCUUAGGGAAGUGGUUGUCUUGGUUAUUUUUGUCUUAUUUCUAAGUCUUGUCAAAAGAACUUAUAGCAGCCAUUACUGCAAACAAGACAGAUGGUACUUUCUGUCUCUUUUCUCAAGGAAAAAUAAAACUUAAAAAUCUACCUGGAAA
Messenger RNA from Numida meleagris (helmeted guineafowl), 4822 nucleotides. RefSeq names its product glutamyl aminopeptidase (gene ENPEP). Gene Ontology annotation, cellular component: cytoplasm. Gene Ontology annotation, biological process: peptide catabolic process; proteolysis. Gene Ontology annotation, molecular function: metalloaminopeptidase activity; peptide binding; zinc ion binding. Bases 1183 to 4041 code for a protein of 952 amino acids. Lineage: Eukaryota; Metazoa; Chordata; Aves; Galliformes; Numididae. The transcript is spliced from 21 exons. The record is from RefSeq and is a predicted model, not a curated record.